AUGGCCCCGCCAGGAGGGGUCUGCGGGCACACGGCCCUCGGGCGCGGAAGCCGGCCGGCCGAGAAGUCCCGGGCGUGGGAAACCCGCCGGUUCCGGUUGGCUUUUCUCUCCGAGUCCGCGCCCCGACGGCCAAUCGCGCCUUUUCCUGAAAGGCCCCGGGGCUUCCUCUCGGGAGAGGGGCACGGGGCCGGCAGGGCGCGCCCUCGGGGGGCCGCUCGCCGCGCUCCGGGCCGCCGGGCCCCAGCCCAACUCGGGACACCACGGACCGUGGCGGGGGAGCCGGACCCCGCGCGGCCGACCCCCGCGUCCCCCACCGGCUCGAUCCCACACGCGCCCCGCGACCCUCGGGCAGCCGGCCACCGACGGCGCCGCGCCCCGGGGCUCCUGGCAGGUGCGGCCGCCGCGGGGACCCCGCCCCCGCCCGCUGCCCCCGCGCCCGGCUCCCCGCCCGCGCCGCACUCACCGCCUGCACCGCCGAGGAGCCGGGAGCUCUGA
This is a messenger RNA of Marmota flaviventris (yellow-bellied marmot), 495 nucleotides long. The record is from RefSeq and is a predicted model, not a curated record. Lineage: Eukaryota; Metazoa; Chordata; Mammalia; Rodentia; Sciuridae.